Messenger RNA from Striga asiatica, 318 nucleotides. The record is from the annotation of a GenBank genome assembly. Lineage: Eukaryota; Viridiplantae; Streptophyta; Magnoliopsida; Lamiales; Orobanchaceae.
AUGGACCCCCACAAACCUGACAGACUCAGAUGGAUUUGGAGUAAGAAUGGGAAGUUUACUGUUGCAUCUGCUUAUGCCAAAUUUCUUAAUAAAAAAUGGAGUCUUUUGGAUAGGCCUGAAGGAAGCACCAACAACAUAGAACUCAAGAAUGCCAGAAAGAAGUUGUGGAAUCUCAAAGUGAAAGGGAAGUUGAAGCAUAUCAUUUGGACAUGCAUCAACAACAUCCUGUCUAUCAUGAGUAACCUCCCAAACAAAAUCUUGAAGUUGACCAGGUUCUCUUUGUGCAUUGAGGUUUGGAUCUUAUCACCGUUAAAAUAA